This is a messenger RNA of Lasiosphaeria miniovina, 1859 nucleotides long. Its product is annotated as kinase-like domain-containing protein. Gene Ontology annotation, molecular function: ATP binding; protein serine/threonine kinase activity. Lineage: Eukaryota; Fungi; Ascomycota; Sordariomycetes; Sordariales; Lasiosphaeriaceae. The transcript has 2 exons. Gene Ontology annotation, biological process: regulation of mRNA processing; spliceosomal complex assembly; peptidyl-serine phosphorylation. The coding region runs from base 172 to 1584 and encodes 470 amino acids. Gene Ontology annotation, cellular component: nucleus; cytoplasm. The record is from RefSeq and is a predicted model, not a curated record.
CCUCACUGGCCUGGCCCGGGCGCGGCCCGAGCAUAAGAUGCCGAAGCCCCUACCUCCCUCACCUCACAAUUGUCAAUUGGAAUUUCAACCUCCAACCUCGCCCAUCCGCUCGCGGAACCUGAAUUAGCUCACAGCCUCCACAUACUUUACCUAAUCGACUUCACCAGCAACAUGGCCACCGAAAAAUACGGCGUGUUAGAUAUCGCGGAUGAUGUUGAAAACGUGGAACAGUACAUUUCAGGAGGGCUCCAUCCCGUCCAUCUUGGGGACAAAUUCGACAACGACCGCUACGAGGUCAUCCACAAGCUUGGCCGGGGUGGCUUCUCAACUGUUUGGCUUGCCCAAGACUUACAAGAUGGCCACUAUGUUGCUCUCAAGAUAGUUUGUUCUUCGUGGACGGAAUCAUACGGCCAGCUUGAUGGCAAGAUCGACAAACUACUGAACCCUCACCCCGACUCGUCACACCCAUCUCCCGCCCGCCACUUUAUUGUCGAGUUGCGUCGCUUCUACGUAACGAGCAAGAACGGCAUCCACCUGUGCCAGGUGCUCCCCGUCAUUGGGCCCAGCAUGCACGAUCUGAGCCAGCCCCCGUGGCGAUUACGUCCGGCUGCCUGCAGGAAGCUGGCACGCGAUGCCGCUGGUCUGUUGGCUUCCAUGCACAGGAAGAAUAUUUGCCAUGGAGACUUCACGCCUUCCAAUAUAGGGCUCGACAUUUCGCCUGAGUUCCACAAACUGUCCAAACAUGACUUUUUCAAGCUCGUCGGCCCCCCAGAAAAAGAAAAGGUUCUUCCACUUUCAGAAAAGGAAAAGACUGGCCCUGGCGAGCACGCGCCGAAGUACGUCGUCAAGUCUGUGGAACUGGCACGGCUCGGAGACCGUUACCUGUCCUGGAAUCUCCGAGUCAUGGACUUUGACCAGGUCUUCGGCGCCAUAUCGCCCGCCACGCCGAGCUCUGGCAUCGCAACCCCGCAGCAAUACGUCGCCCCAGAAGCCUUGAUCGACAGAAAGCCGGGCCCGGGAUCCGACGUAUGGGCUCUGGGAUGCACACUUUUUCGCAUGCGGUCGGCCAUAUCCCUAUUCUCCGACUCCGAGAGAAUGCAGUCGUGGGAAAACCACCUUAGCGAUAUAUUUGACUUCACCAUUGGCAACCCGCCUGCCGCGUGGAAUGAUGUCAUUUUCCCCGACGACGAACACCCAGUUCACGGGAAGGUGCAGAAAUACGGUUGUGAUCCCAUAGACAGGAACUACGACCUUAGAGCCAAGGUCUUUGGCAUCUGGGAUCUGACGCCGUCACGGGCCAGCACCCCGGCGCCGUCCCGGUCCAACUCGUCGUCUCUAGCCGGCGGUGCGACACGCCCGGGAACUCCUUCCGCACCUCUCGAGACACCGUCCAAUCUCAUUCUAAAGUCACCCAGGAGCGUGAAGAACUGGUUCAACGUGACAGCCGAGGAAGGCUUCCCGCACAUCUCGGCCCAGGAGGCCGAGUUGUUCUAUGACCUGCUCAAGAAGAUCUUCGAGUACGAUACAAGGAAACGUAUCACGGCCGAAGGCAUUCUCGCGCACCCGUGGCUGAAUAUGCAAUAACGUGAAAGUCUUGCUGGCGAGACUGGGGCUGAAUUGACGGUGCCAGCCUCGGGCGGCAACCAAAAUGCACUCUCAUUUACCGACACUGUCUGGUAUAUUUUUUUGACAUAUCAGUGAUGCACUCGUUAGUUUGUUUAGCUCCCAAGGCUGUCCAUAUUCCCUUUGUAUCAAAGUGAUCAAUAGCACUCACUUUCUAGAUGCAAUAUCCAUAAAUUUAUUGCCAAUGUGAUCACUUCGCCACAUCAAUUGUGCCAGGCGCGAGUCGGCUAUUUCGC